AUGUCAUUCCUUGAUGAUGAUGAUUCUUAUAGCAACAAGACAACAUCUAGUUCAAAGAAACUAGGAUCGUUGUUUAGUGAGAGUAGCAAUAUGCAGGGCAAUCAAUCAUUACAGUACAACAGCACAAAGCUGCAGAGCUCUGCAACGGCAUCCACAUCAGCCUCUACACAAAAGACACAAGAACUGAUCAUAGGCUCAGCAGUACAUUUAUAUAAGUUUGAGCAGGAUAAAUACACUACAGUUGGAAGCUUCUCAGCGGCGAUCAUUACAUAUAGACCAAAUGGCAAGUUCCAUUUGAUGGUGUAUGAUAAGAAUAGGACGGCUAUGGUGACUACGACUAUCACACCGGUCUUUGUCUACACGGUCAAUGAGACUUAUGCCAACUUCACUGAUCAGGGCCAGGCAUGGUCGAUGAACUUUGGCACCAAGGAGGAGGCCGUCAAGUUUGCCACUCACGUCGCCAUUGCCAAGUGUGCCGCUGGCAACUACCAGUCGGUCGUUGACGUGGAGCUGGCGACUGCUCCCGCCGGAGUCAAGGGCGUCCAAGCAGGCGACCGCGUCACCAUCAAGUACACUGGCUGGUUGGACAACAAUCAGCAUCUAGGCGCCAUGUUUGACACAAACAUGAACUCGGACAGCACUCUGCGAUUCGUCAUUGGCGAGGGCAAGGUAAUCAGGGGCUGGGAGACUGGUGUCGUCGGCAUGAAAAAGGGUGUCAAGCGCAUCCUCGUCAUCCCGUCCGACAUGGCCUAUGGCAAGACUGGCAACGGCUCGAUCGCCCCCAACUCCAACCUGGUAUUUGAGCUCGAUCUUAUCGGCUUCAAGAAGCAGGCAGGUGUGGGUGAGGCUGCCGCGGCACCCGGUAGCGAGCUACCUGUACAACAGGCACCACAACAAGUGCCACAACAGAAUCUACCAAACGCAUUGUUUGAUAGCAUGCCCACACCACAGUCCAAUGACAAGGGUACACUGAUCAAUCAUAUCCAGCGUGUUGCCAAACUCUCAGAGGUUGAGCCAGACAAUAACAGUAACAACAGCAGCAACAGUGGCAGUAAUAGCAACAACAGUGGCAGCAACAGCAACAACUAUGGUAGUGGCAACAACAAUAACAAUAGCAACCACAGCAGCAAUAACUACAAUGGAGGCAACAACAGCAACAACAACAAUGGUUAUGGCAACAACAAUAACAAUAACAGCAACAGUUAUGGCUAUAACAAUCAACAAGGUGGCAAUAACUAUGGACAGGGAUACAACAGCAACAACCAGGGUGGAUAUGGAUCGAACUCGCCUUAUGGAUCACAACAGGGUCAGUUUGGACAGCAGGGCCAACAGUAUGGCGCACAAGGUUUCAACUCACCUUAUGGCACCCAACAGUUUGGCCAGACACAGCCGUAUGGCAGCGCAACAGGCAUCUACUCUGGUGCACUUGUCACACACCAGGGCGCCAUUGUUCCAAUGGUUCAGCCAAGCGCGACCGGCUCGCCACAGAUCAUCUUGCAGCCCACUCCUGCUGCAGCCCCCGCCCCAGCGCCCGCUCCAGCUCCAGCCCCUGCUCCCACUCCCGCACCCGCUCCAGCACCAGUGUUGCCAACUCCUCAGAUGCCAACUUCUUCGGCUGAGACCUUCCAGAUACUGGCCAAGGAGAACAAGCUGAAGAAGGAGAUCAAGAGCAGCCUGGCCGAGUUCAAGCAGCAGCUGAGUGAGGUCAACUCCAAGUUCGACACGCUCAAGCAUCCGAUCGUGCAUGGUGAUGUGCCCAUCUCGGGCAUGCUUCUUGUUCAGACGCUGAACAAGAUUGUCGAGGACAACGACCGUCUGGUCAAGGACAACGUCGAGAAGGAGACCAAGCUGACCUCUUACAAGGAGACCAUCGCCGCUCUGCACAAGAAGAACGAGCAGUUCCUCGAGGAGAACACCAGGAUGAUUGAGAACAGGAAUGAGGCGUUCAGCGACAAUGUAUCCAACACGAGGAAGCAAGUCGUGCAGCUGCAGAAGGAGAAGUCGAUCAUCGAAGAUGAGAUGGCCGAGAAGGAGAUCCAUCUCAACAGGGCUCUCAGCCAGAUCAACACACUGAAGCGUGAGAACGCUGUGCUCAAGGAGGACCUGCAGAGCACCAAGGACGACAUCUUAAAGAGCUCCACCGAUCAAGAGUCGUCGAGGACCGUCGAGAAGGAGCUCACAGCCAAGAUCCGCGCACUCAACAAGCUGUUGCUCAACGAGAAGAACUCGCGCAAGACAGAUGUCGACCGCAUCACAUUGUUGGAGGACGAGUUGAAGGACUCACAAGAGUCCGUGCAACAGAUCGAGAAGAAUUUCGAGGAGCAGGUCAAGAAGCUCAAGAUCGAUAUGCUGCGACAGAAGAAGCGUCACGAGGAGAAGGUUGCUACGCUCACCGUCGAGGUCACCGCCGCAAAGGACGCCCUGGAGACUGAGCGUUCGUCAACCGGCACCAACAGCCUGAUCGAGAGCACCAAGCAGGAGGUCGAGUCCAAGUUCAGUCUGAUGCUCGUCAAGAAGGACCAAGUCAUCACCGCUUUGGAAGCGGACCUUGCCAACGACCGCAAGUCAUUGGCCGAUGCACAGUCCGAGUUGGAGAAGCUCAAGAGCAAUGGAGAGGAUGUUGUCAAGCAACUCCAGUCAGAGCGUGCCAAGACUCAGGAGGCCUAUGAGAAGGGAUUCAACGAGGGCAUGAACAAUGCCGCACCAGCCGCUGGCGGCAAGGACACCGCAGAGAUCACCGCCAAGUUACAGUCGACCAUGAAGGAGCUGAACAAAGUCACUGAGCAGUUGCAGCAAGAGAAGAGCAAACAGCAGGCAGCCUACCAGACAUCACCACCGAGAUCAAGAUGCUGA
This is a messenger RNA of Acytostelium subglobosum LB1, 2853 nucleotides long. RefSeq lists its product as hypothetical. Bases 1 to 2853 code for a protein of 950 amino acids. The record is from RefSeq and is a predicted model, not a curated record. Lineage: Eukaryota; Evosea; Eumycetozoa; Acytosteliales; Acytosteliaceae. The transcript is spliced from 2 exons. Gene Ontology annotation, molecular function: peptidyl-prolyl cis-trans isomerase activity.